AUGUGGAAGCUCCGUCCAGCAGCGCUCACGUCGCCAAACUAUGCGACCAUGACGGUCGAAACCUUGUACGAGUUGUACAUGCAAGAUAAUGCCAGAGCCACCAAGGAGGGCGUUUGCGUUCCUCCCAAACCCACACCACGGUUACUUCGAACAUGCCAAUGGAACGUUCACCAAUUUGAACCCUCGGAAGAAGUUCCCGACGCACAUAAACUCGCUCGGAGGAUUGCCGAUCGAGUUUUGGAAACCAAUGCCGAUGUCAUUAUACUCAAUGAAUUUGGCGUCAAGCCGCUUGUCACAAACAAGUCCCUCAAGAGAUCAUGGAGUGACCAACCCGCCGAUAUCCGUCGAGAACGGCUGGAACGACAUGGGUACACAUUCCACACUUCGUCUUGUUACUUUCCAAUGGUGGUCGCUACCAAAUUGCCAGUUGUAGGACCUGUUGUCAAAUUUGGCUUGGAUAUGUCUCGAGCCGUCGUGGCGGUUCCCGUAGCUCCACCUCAACACAACAACAAAAGCAACAAGGGCACAACCACCACGACGCCAUUGUGGAUCUAUGGAACCCAUUUAGAGGCUGGUGACGACGCCCAAGGCAAAUACCGACGAUCCGAAAUGAAACAGUUCCUGGCGGUUUUGCAAAGACAUCCGGAACUGAGCCUAGAAUCCGAGAAUGUUGGUGGUGGGGGACUUCAACCAACAAAGAGUCCAAGAUUACACAACAAGAGAAUGGGAACGCAUUUGUGA
Messenger RNA from Seminavis robusta, 741 nucleotides. Lineage: Eukaryota; Bacillariophyta; Bacillariophyceae; Naviculales; Naviculaceae. The record is from the annotation of a GenBank genome assembly.